UUCUCAAUUGUUAUUAAUUUAUUCAUCAAUUUAUGGACUUGAUUGUUUAAUAAUUCGAGAGAAUUAUUAUGAUUAAAAAUGUGAGCGACGAAACGAUCGCGAGGUACCAAUUGGCGAAAAGAUUUGACGCCUCGAAAUUGCGAUUUAUUUGGGGAACACGAAGUGGAGAUCGUGAGGACCUGGCCCCGGGGAUGAGCACAGCCCUGACAUUCGUCUUCAAAAGUAGAAGUCCUGAGGAUUACGAGGAGAGGAUAGUAAUUAAUGUUGAAGGGGGAUUUCCAGUAAUUAUCGAUGUCUCGGCACACAGGGAUCCUCCGAUAUUGAUAGGUAUCCCCAUUCGCGAGAUACGUGCAUAUAACAAAAGUUCGGUUUCGUUACUUUGGAGUGGAGAUGUAACGAGCUCGAAAAAUUCAUCUUCUGACGCCUCGACAACUCCAGGUGAUGAUCUCCAGCAGAUUCUGAGCCCCUGGAGGGGAUCGCCGACGUCCUUAUCAAACGAGAUGGAACUGGACUGCAAGAAUAGUCUAGUUGGUGACGAGAAGCUCGUGGAAACACAACUGACGAAUUUCGGAUCGUCCGGGAGAUUUUUCCUCAUCUCCGAGGCAAACUGGCACUGCAGGGACAUCACAGACCUGACAGACACCUGCAAGCUGCUGACCCCCAGCUUCAGCCUCUGGCCUGCGUAUUUUCACCUGGAGAAUAAUCAGUCGUUGAUCCUAAAAACUCUCUUCACUCCGGGACACCCUGGCCUCCACGUGGAGAAAAUUUUCAUCGUCUGCGACAACAUCUCCGUCGAGUCCUUCGAACUCCUAGGGGACGGCGUCAUGUUCCACUGGGAUUUCCUCCACUUCAGUGAAAACCUCAGGAGACAAUCACUUCCAGAACUCGAGGACAACAGAUUCUCCAAUUUCUUCACAGCACAGCUCCACCCUGAGAGCCUCUCUGUUCUCGUCGCCGUCUCGAAUUUAUCAGAAUUCGAUCUCAAUUUUCGGUGGGAUGUCAUCAAUGAUAUCUGCCUCGGGGUUCUACCAGAGAGUGGAAUUCUUCCAGGAAAUUCCACUCUGACUUUCGACGUCUUCUCCAGGAAUUAUGACUUGUGCUCGGAAUUCGUCGAGAGUAAUUUACAGCUCGUCCUCGAGGACUUGCCUCCGCAGGCGAUUCCUCGGGAGUACCAGGAAUUCGUUGAGGCGUCCAGGAGGAAGUGGAGAUUUCCAGACGUGAGUUUUUAUUCCUCCAGGGAAUUAUUUCAACGGGGAAUUCAUUCUCAGCUUUAUUUCCAGGCUGUGGAGAUAUGUGUCGCCAACGUGGGGGUUCGCCUCCCCUCCAGGACUCACUCCAUCAUCUCCGAGGAGAUUUCCUCAGGAAAUCGUGACGAAGAAAAUUUUUAUUCGGAUUCUAUCGAAAAUUGAAACUGAAAUUUGGAAAAUCGCUUCUAAAAUUCAGAAUUCCUGAAAAAUUCUCCAGGAUGUCUCCUGGAAUUAUUUACCCUAGAGAAAUCCACCAGAAUUUAUCUCGCACCAAAAAUUUAUUCUCUCACAAAAUAUUCUGCGAAUAAUUUACAAAGAUCAAUAAAAAAAUCAUACAAAACACUUCCUGGAGCUUCUCCAGGGAGUGGGAAGAA
Molecule: messenger RNA, 1621 nt
Organism: Fopius arisanus
Lineage: Eukaryota; Metazoa; Arthropoda; Insecta; Hymenoptera; Braconidae
Product: deleted in lung and esophageal cancer protein 1-like
Exons: 3
Coding region: 69-1409 (446 amino acids)
Biological process (GO): negative regulation of cell population proliferation
Cellular component (GO): cytoplasm; cilium
Molecular function (GO): tubulin binding
Source: RefSeq, a predicted model, not a curated record